GAGAGAGAGAGAGAGAGAGAGAGAGAGAGAAUCAAACUGACGACCUUCAUUUUUCUGAGAGAACGAGCAGCAUCGGUCCAUUGGAGAGAAACAGGUCUGAAAUCUUCUUCCUCUUCUUCACCUCUAGGUGUGUGUCUCCAUGGCGUUGGGGGAUUGUGCGUUUCUGGCUGUCUAUAUCAGUGUGUGUUUGACCUUUAACCUCGACACGUCGGCCCCGCUGCUGAAGACGGGCGGAGACGGGAGUCUGUUUGGUCUGUCUGUCGCCCUGCACCAGGACCUGAGGACAGACACCUACCUGCUAUUGGUUGGAGCUCCUAGAGAGAAGGCGGACCCUGGUGUUCUAGCUAAUCGGACAGGAGGAGUAUACAGCUGCCCGAUCUCCAUGGACCAAUUAGACUGCAGCAGGAUGAAGCUCAUACAUCCUGAUGUGAACCCAUCUGAGGACCUGAUUGAAGACAUGUGGCUUGGUGUCUCAGUAGCCAGUCAGGGCCGACCUGGAGGGAGAGUCCUGGCAUGUGGUCAUCGCUUUGUGAAACUCUAUGGACCAUUAGAGUUCAGGCAGAUGAUUGGCCGAUGUUAUCUCCUUGGAAACGACCUGCAGUUCAAUGAGAGUGACGUGAACUGGCAGAAGCCCGACCAGCCCUGCAGUCACCUUGGUGAUGUCAGAGCUGAGGUCAUGUGUAAUGCUGGGAUUUCAGCUUCCAUCACUCAGACCGAGGUCAUCGUAGGGUCACCUGGAAGCUACGAAUGGCAAGGUUACUCGAUUGCUCAGGCUCGUUGUCUUCUCUCUGAAGAUGAUGUUACCAUCGUAACAGGAGCUCCUAAGGACAGUAAAGAGGACGCUCGUGGCUCAGUGCUGUUGGCGGUGAAACAGAACAAUGAACUGGUCGUUCAGCAGAAACUCCGCGGUGAACAGACGGGCUCUUACUUUGGUAACGCCGUGGCAACAACCGACCUCAACAACGACGGGUGGAACGACCUGCUGGUGGGCGCUCCUUUUUACUUCCAUCGCCAGCAGGAGGCGGGCGGGGCAGUUUAUGUCUACAUGAACUCAGGAGGAGGGUUUGACUCUGGACCCACUCUGGUGCUGAGAGGACCGGCCCAAUCUGCGUUCGGUAUGACUGUUGCUGCUGCGGGAGACUUGAACCAAGAUGGCUUCCAGGAUUUUGCUGUUGGAGCUCCGUUCUCUGAAACAGGAAGUGUGAUGAUCUGGACCGGGAGUAGUGAGGGGGUUUCUACAGAACCGAGCCAGGUGAUCAGGGGCAGCAGUGUCGCUCCUCGGUUCAGGACGUUCGGGUUCUCUCUGUCUGCAGGUGUAGAUGUUGAUGGGAACAAAUAUCCAGACCUGGUGGUUGGUUCUCUGGACGACACUGUCGCUCUGCUCAGAACUCGUCCCGUCAUCCACCUCAAUCAAACACUCCGAGUUUCUCCGGACAUCGUCAACCCCGAAAUCUGCGACUUCUGCAUUAAGGUUGAGUUGUGUUUCUCCUACAUCUUCAGCACUGGAGAGAGGAAUUACAGAGACAACAUCACCGUUCACUUCGUUGUGGUCGCUGAUGUCACCAGCCUGAAGCCUCGCCUCCGUUUCCAGGACAACAGGCAGAGCACGUACUCUGGUCACCUGACGAUGCCGACGUCACGAUGUCACUUCCUGAGCGUCGGGCUGCUGAGUCCGAUUCGAGACAAAUUACAACCUCUGGUCUUCUCACUGAACGUAUCUCUGCACGAGAAGCCUCCCAAGAAAACAAGUGUCUUUCAGGAUCUGAAGCUCCUCCCAGUGCUGAGCCACACCCCACAACCCAUCCGAACCCAGAUUCAUAUCCAGAAGGCCUGUGGUUCUGAUAACCGUUGCCAUAGUAACUUGCAGAUGACAGCCCAGUUCACAGACGAGAACCAGGAACCCCUCAGCAUGAAGAAGAACAAACAAGUGUUGAACUACAACUCCGGCAUUAACAGAUUGUUUUUGGAGGUUAAUGUCAGCAACACACCGUCCGUGGGCCGACAAGCAGAGGACGCUCACAACGCCAUUUUGAACAUCAGCAUCCCACCAUCACUCACAUACUCCGGAGUUCGAACAAAGACAGUGACGGCUGACGUCACAGCAGCAGAAUGUUCGGUCCAGCACACGGUUCUUCAGUGUGAGCUGGGGAACCCGUUCAAGAGCAACCACAAGGUUCAGUUGUUCAUCAUAUUUCAAACAUCUGACAUCAGUUUGGAAACAAGAGAAAUUCAGACUUUGCUGCAGCUGUCAACUCUCAGUGAACAACAUCUGUCUCCUGUCUCUGUCUCCAUGUGGGUGGAAUAUUCACUGCAGACGUCCCUUACACUAAUCAGUUCACCAGGCCCCGCCUCCUUCAGUGGUCAUGUGAUCGGUGAAUCGGCCACAAAGAAGACAGAGGACGUCGGCAGUUUGCUGCUCUUCACCUUCAAGGUGCAUGUCAACGGGAAGCCACUGGGUAACCUAGGCAACCUGGAGGUGGAGUUUAAUUGGCCGAGUGUUCUGUCCAAUGGGAAGUGGCUGUUGUACCUCACAGAGAUCCGAGUGCACGGCACAUCCGAGCCUCGCUGCAAUCCGCCCGAUGACAUCAUCAACCCUCUCAACCUUGUGCUGCCAAUGGAGAAGAGGAAGGGGGGCGGUCUGGAGGAGGAGAUGAGGGGGCGGGUUCUGGAGGAGAACAGGGGGAGGAGUCUAGAGGAAGAGAAGAAGAGGAGUGAUAAAUCUCAACCCAUCCUCCUCCUGCAUCAACAGAAGAGAAAGUCGUACACUCUGGACUGUGUUCAUGGAGCCAAAUGUGUGACGUUUGUUUGUCCGUUAAUCAACAUGAAAAACUCUGCAACCCUGAGCGUGAGAGCAAGAAUCUGGAACUCAACCAUGAUCGAGGAUUACAGUGAUGCCAGGAGUGUGUUGGUUCGAGGUCGAGCAACCCUGAAGCUGCGGAGUAACAAACACACCAUCAACAUCGGGUCUCCCAGCACUGAGAUUGAGGUCCACAUUUACCCAGACCUGGGGCAACAGGUGGACUCCAGCGCCCCCUGGUUUAUCAUUGGGGUGUCCAUGGUGGCUGGAGUCUUACUGCUGGCUCUGAUCUGCCUGGUGCUCUGGAAGUGUGGGUUCUUCAGGAAGGCCAGCAUCAGAGAGCUGUACGAGGCAAAGUCGCAGACGGCUCACGUGAAGGAGCCGGAGUCCGAGAGCCUGAGCGAGGAGCUCUGAGUCUGGGCACCAAGCUGCAGACCGCCUGCUUACUGACUGCUUUACUUACUGGCUGGCUAACUUACUGCCUGGUUUCCUUACUGGCUGGCUAACUUACUGACUGGUUAACUUACUGACUGGCUAACUUACUGCCUGGUUAACUUACUGACUGGUUAACUUACUGACUGCUUUACUUACUGGCUGGCUAACUUACUGCCUGGUUUCCUUACUGACUGGUUAGCUUACUGCCUGGUUAACUUACUGCCUGGUUAACUUACUGGCUGGCUAACUUACUGCCUGGUUAACUUACUGACUGGUUAACUUACUGACUGGUUAACUUACUUUCUGGUUUACUUACUGACUGGUUAACGUACUGCCUGGUUAACUUACUACCUGGCUAACUUACUGCCUGGCUAACUUACUGACUGGUUAAUUUACUGACUGGUUAACUUACUGCCUGGCUAACUUACUGCCUGGUUAACUUACUGCCUGGUUUCCUUACUGACUGGUUAGCUUACUGCCUGGUUAACUUACUGCCUGGUUAACUUACUGGCUGGCUAACUUACUGCCUGGUUAACUUACUGACUGGCUAACUUACUGCCUGGUUAACUUACUGCCUGGUUAACUUACUGGCUGGCUAACUUACUGGCUGGCUAACUUACUGCCUGGCUAACUUACUGACUGGUUAACUUACUGACUGGCUAACUUACUGACUGGUUAACGUACUGCCUGGUUAACUUACUACCUGGCUAACUUACUGCCUGGCUAACUUACUGACUGGUUAACUUACUGACUGGUUAACUUACUGCCUGGCUAACUUACUGCCUGGUUAACUUACUGACUGGCUAACAAACUGCCUGGCUAACUUACUGCCUGGUUAACUUACUGUCUGGCUAACUUACUGCCUGGUUAACUUACUGCCUAGCUAACAAACUGGCUGGUUAACUUACUGCCUGGUUAACUUACUGCCUGGUUAAAUUACUGCCUGGUUAACUUACUGCCUGGCUAACUUACUGCCUGGUUAACUUACUGCCUAGCUAACAAACUGGCUGGUUAACUUACUGCCUGGUUAACUUACUGCCUGGUUAACUUAUGUCAGCCUGCUUCUGAUCGAUCAUUUUUUUCAAUAACAAACAUUGAUGAGUUUAUUCAGAUUUACGGUGAAAUGUAUUGUUUGGAAGUUUAAUGGUAAUUGUUGUUGAGUUUCACAGUUCACGUCUUGACUUGUGUAUGUGUGUCGCUGUGUGUGUGUCACUGUGUGUAUCUGUCUGUGAACAUUUAAUCAGUUUCACGUAACUUGAGUGAAAUAAUCCAGAGUUGUGAAACAGCGCCCCCACCCAGUCCGUGGUCAGUCAGGGAAUCACACUGUUGUUAAACUAGCUUAGUUUUGUUGCUGCGUUAAACAAGCGAUUCUCAAAGUUAAUAAACUAAUGUAAAGUCGGGUUUAGGAAGUGAAGAGAAUGAAGAGUGCAGUUCCUUUAAUAACCACAGGGGGCAGCAGGACCUGGUUUACAUGUUUGCGUGUCAUCCGUCAACUUUUCACUAUCUCGUGUUUUUAUGAUUUACAGUGACAACAUUGAUUUAAAUCUUUAUUAGAUGCUGUAAUGUUUCCCAUAAUGCACCACUACCCAGAAUCCUCUGGGAGUCUAAGAUACAGUCAGAUCCCAUUCUUCAUCUUCACCCUCAUCUUCAUCGAGAUCAAACUCAUUCACCUGAAAAACAAAAUUACAUUUGCUCUGGUUGUAAAUGUCUGUGUUACAUGAAAAUGUAUGUCUAGUCUAUAGUAUUAUAAUUCAUAUAUAUAUAUAGAUUGUACAUAUAUAUAUUCAUUUUGAUGUGUUGGUGUUAUAUUAUAGACAUAUAUCAUGCAUGUCUCACUGACAUGAAUGACUCCUUCGAUCUUCUCAUGUAAAAUCUGAUCCGACGUCUGUUUCACCUCCACCAUCACUUUACCAUUUUCUAAACACAAACACACACACACACACGCACACUGAUCAUCAAUAAACAUCAAUUCAUCACUGUCACAUUUGAACAGUAAAAAUAUAUUUCGUAUAGUCACAGUAACAUUAAUAGUAACAGUAAUACCAAGUAGAAUGAGCAGGACUGUGUUGAAUGCCUGAACCAGAGCUUUGUCUCUGACCAACUUCUGGAGUUUACAACGUUUGAGUAGCAAAACAUCUGGGCCUGAACAAAGAGACAACAUCUGGAUGUUAUAAUAUAACACACAAACACACACACACAAGACAAACAUCAAAUCCUAGAGGAAACGCUGGGAUACUAACCAAAUCAAAAGAAUCCUAAAUAACAUAUCCUGAGCCAAAUGUUUAAUAUUUCUUCAAUUUUUGUUAACAGAGCCAGAGAGUGCAUUUUAUGUAUUGUUUUGGUCAUCUGGUUUAUUAUAUAUAUAUGUUUUAUUCAUAUAUUAUGGGUUUAGGAUAGGGUAAAAUUAUAUUUGUCAAGCUAUUUUUAAUUCUUAUUCAAAUGUCAGACGAAUAUUCAUGAAUUAAAUACAUUGCUCAUUGAAAGGGUGAAUCUCUACUAUUAUUACAUCAGUGGUUUAAAAUGGUUUCAAGAUUACAAUAAUAUCAGUUAUCACGAUCUUUUCUGGGACAACAAUUGUGUUAUUGUGACAGUUUUACCUUAAUGUUUCUAAUAAAUCUCAUGAACCAAAGGAAACACUAUAUCGAUAUCUUCCUUCUUGUGUCCAGCUGAUGUGAGGUUCACGGUGUUGUGUGUUCCCGUUGUGCGUCGUCACCUGUGCAGGUGAAGCUGUCGUUGACCACAGCUGCUCCUCUGGUUGUGUGUCCGUGACGGGGGAAGUUGAGCUGCAGCAAGCAGCCAAACCUCAGGCUCCUCACUCCUC
Molecule: messenger RNA, 6053 nt
Organism: Pleuronectes platessa (European plaice)
Lineage: Eukaryota; Metazoa; Chordata; Actinopteri; Pleuronectiformes; Pleuronectidae
Product: integrin alpha-3
Exons: 27
Coding region: 140-3211 (1023 amino acids)
Biological process (GO): cell-matrix adhesion; cell adhesion mediated by integrin; integrin-mediated signaling pathway
Cellular component (GO): external side of plasma membrane; integrin complex
Molecular function (GO): integrin binding
Source: RefSeq, a predicted model, not a curated record